AUGAGCUACAACAUGGCUUCAGAAGAACUUCCUCAUGUUCACGCUCCCCCUAGUCCUUCGACCAAGAGACCCAAAGGAAUCCUCAAGAACUCCUACCACCGAUCUCCACCUCAGCAAGCCCCUCCCACGACCUCCCCACCUCCAAUCUCCCCUGCACACUCCAACAGACCCGAUCUUGACCGCGAGCUCUCCGACAAAGACAUCACCCUUCAAAACACCCUCCAGAAUGCCGGCAAUCGACGUUCCUCCUCCGCUGCGCGUCGUCCCAACUCCCGCCGCCAGUCUUCGCAUGGACAGAGUGCCGAGGAUACCAAUAUGCGACUCAAGUGGGACGAGGCGAAUCUCUAUUUGACGGAGCAGGAGAAGAGCUCCACCAUGAAGAUAGAUGAGCCGAAGACACCAUACGCAAAGCACUACGAUCCCACCGAGGACGAAGACGAGCUCAGAACUCUAGAUGCCGACGAGAUCAUGGUUGAUGAGCUGGACAAGGCCCGUGCUGGUCUAAGCCCAGGAAACCGUAGUCGUGCGAAGGAAGAAGAGAUUCCGGGCUUGAGCCUGGGAGAGCCUGAGGAGGCGGUUCCGGAAAGCGAGUUUGAUGAGCAUGGAUCGAAGAAGGAGAGGGCAGUUCAUGUUUCAGGCGAGGAACAUGUUGGCUUGAGCAAGGAGGAGAGGGAGAAGCACAAGCGGUUUGAGGAGAUGAGGAAGAAGCACUAUGAGAUGAAGAAUGUGGCGAGUCUUCUAGGCCAUCCGGAGGAGCUGGAUGAG
Messenger RNA from Hyaloscypha bicolor E, 765 nucleotides. RefSeq lists its product as uncharacterized. The record is from RefSeq and is a predicted model, not a curated record. The transcript has 2 exons. Gene Ontology annotation, biological process: regulation of signal transduction. Lineage: Eukaryota; Fungi; Ascomycota; Leotiomycetes; Helotiales; Hyaloscyphaceae. The annotation marks the transcript as partial. Gene Ontology annotation, molecular function: protein phosphatase inhibitor activity.